Molecule: messenger RNA, 1322 nt
Organism: Chaetomium fimeti
Lineage: Eukaryota; Fungi; Ascomycota; Sordariomycetes; Sordariales; Chaetomiaceae
Product: signal recognition particle receptor beta subunit-domain-containing protein
Exons: 1
Coding region: 246-1265 (339 amino acids)
Source: RefSeq, a predicted model, not a curated record
UGCUACGUAACCAACAAAUCCACAGCUAAAAUUCCAUGAUCCGAUCCGGCGACCAUCGGAUGAGAGUGGCCCGAUAAUUCGACUUCCGGAGCCACCGCGACCCGUUCUCCAGCCGUUCCACACCAGAGCAGCGCCGGAGUACAAAGACGGCCGACUUGUCUUGCGCCGGCACCGACAUCAAUUCUCUGACCGCACUCUUCACUCUUUCUUUCACCCCCCUUCAACUUGACAAUUGGCCAGCGACAAUGACGGCGCUCGACACAUUCAAAGCCGCCUUCGAGGCAUCCCUCACCCCGUCCCCGACCGUCAUCACAAUCGGUCUAGCCAUCGUCAUCUUCCUCCCCAUCCUCCUCCACCUCCUCUUCUCGGCAACAACCCCAUACACGACCCUCCCCUCGGUCCUGCUCAUCGGUCCCUCCGGCGCAGGCAAGACCGCCCUCCUCACCCUCUUCGAGCGCGGACCCCUAUACACCCCCGACGCACCCCCCUCCGCCGACAAGCCGUCGGUGCCCACGCCCGUAGCCAAAACCCACACCUCCCAAGCGCCCUCGACCGUCGAGCUGGCCAUCUCCACCGACAAGAAGACCACCACCAACGACACCAACGCGGCCAGCUACCGCACCGACCUCGACGCAGCCGGCGCCACAGCCAAGAAAUUCCUGCUCGUCGACACGCCCGGCCACCCCAAACUGCGCAGGCACGCCCUCUCCCACCUCGCCUCGGCCUCGCCCACCAUCAAACCCUCUAGCAUCUCCGCCACCUCCUCCGAAACCCACAAAUCCAAGCUCAAAGCCCUCGUCUUCGUAGCCGACGCGGCGGCCCUCGCCGACGCCGACAGCGGCGCGCUGGCCUCGACGGCCGAGUACCUGUACGAGGUACUCCUCGCCCUCCAGCGGCGCUUCCACGGGCGCGGCGGGUCGCGCGCGCCCGCGAGCGUGCCGGUGCUGGUGGCGGCCAACAAGCUGGAUUUGUUCACCGCGCUGCCGGCGGCGCUGGUCAAGAGCCAGCUGGAGGCGGAGCUGGGGCGGAUUCGCAAGGCGCGGAGCAAGGGGUUGCUGACGACUGGGGAGGGGGAUGGGGAUGAGGUCGGUGCUGGGGCUGGGGGUGAGGAAGGGGAUGGGUGGUUGGGGGCGUACGGGACGGAGAAGUUUAGUUUUAAGGAGAUGAUGGAGUUUGAUAUCGAGGUGGAGGUUAUUGGGGGCAAUGUGCUUGGGGAGGGGCCUGGCGCGGAUAAGUGGUGGAACUGGAUUGGGGAGCGGGUUUAAUCACGGGGUAGUGGUGGGAGUGGUGGUCGUAUAAUGGGCCCAGGACGGGCAGCAUGG